AUGCAUAUGCGAACCCACGGCACACUACAUAAUUGCCCACGUUGCUCAGUUGUAACAUUCAGUGAGGAGCAGAUAAGUAGUCAUCGCAGUCAGCAUGUGCCUACGCCCGAGAAGCAGCAAUUGGUUUAUGUCUGUUCGCGAUGUCAGAUCACUUACUCUUCGGAAGAUCGUCUCUACCACCAUAUGCUCAAUGCACACGCACAAGUUAUAAUGUAUUUCUGUAAAAAUUGUGAUUUGGGUGACACUCGAGGUCUUGUUGUCUUUGAACACAUAAUGCUCAAUGAAUGUAACUGGCAGAAACAAAGGCAGGUGUUGGAUUGUUCAAAUAUGGGAUUUACGGCGGCUUGUAUGUUUCAUUAUCAGCCGGCUAGUGAAUUUGAAUAUCAGAGGAAGGUGUACGGCGGCGAGCUGCGUAUUGUUAUUCCCUCCGAGUGUGUUCAUCGCUCAUUCCUUUUCCUGCCGAACGAUUUUGUUUGCAUCACUUGUCCUGUGUGUAAUGCAUUGCCUGUUUUGAAACGUGCACCGGAUGACAACGAUGCCACGCUGAUGUGCAUGAUAAAAGCAUGGAAAGCUCGGCGACGCACUGCACUAACAGUGUACUCUCCACAGCAACAGCAACUACAGCAGCAGCAUGUUAUGGUAAGCGUACCGCAGCAAAACUUCUCGAUAUUGCCACCACAACCUAGAUGCGCCGCCUACUUUACUACCUGUGAAGCAUCCGGGAUUACUGCUGCUCCUCCUGUACUGAACCCUGCUGUUGCGGUGGCUUAUUCAUCGAAUACUGGUGUCUCGUUUGCCGCAUUCCCAGCUGCCUUCCAUAACUAUGUUAGUUUUUCCAAAUUUUCAUAAAU
Messenger RNA from Gongylonema pulchrum, 851 nucleotides. Lineage: Eukaryota; Metazoa; Nematoda; Chromadorea; Rhabditida; Gongylonematidae. The record is from the annotation of a GenBank genome assembly.